Cylindrotheca closterium is the source of this 1473-nucleotide messenger RNA. NCBI's taxonomy places the organism in Eukaryota, Bacillariophyta, Bacillariophyceae, Bacillariales, Bacillariaceae. The record is from the annotation of a GenBank genome assembly.
AUGGGAUGCGUAAAUUCCAGAGUGAAGAACGGUGUCCUAGAUGACCCUGAUGGUGACAAGACGGCCUACGAUGAGAGAUUUGAAGAGAUAAGAGUGUUAGGCGAAGGCUCCUUUGGCGUCGUCAGUCUUGUCAAUGACAAGAAAAGUGACGGUCUUCUACAGCAAUAUGCAAGCAAAAAUCUACAGAAGGGAGAAGUGUGGAAAGGGGACACGCUGUAUCCGCCAAUCGCUCCAGAAUUACUACGAACGGAGGUGGAAAUUCUUAGGACUCUGAGAGGCCAGCAUUAUUGCCUGAAGUUGAUCGGCGUGUACGAGACUGACAAGGAGUUAUUACUCGUAAGCGAGUGUUGUUCUGGAGGGGAGAUGAUAGAAUAUGUUUCCAUGCUGUCUCAAGAUUUAAGGACAGAGGAUAUUUCGCGAAUAUCGUACCAGCUUUUAGAUGCAGUCAAUCAUUGCCAAAGUCACAAUGUGAUUCACAGAGAUUUGAAACCAGAAAACAUCAUGUUCUUGACGAAUGAACCUGGUGCUGAGCUACGGUUAAUUGACUUUGGUCUGUCCACAAAUCGAUUCGCGGACGGCCUUCACACAACUUAUUCUGGAACACCCUUCUACAACUCUCCUGAAAUGUUCAAGAACAAGUACACGAGCAAAACUGAUGUCUGGAGCACUGGAGUGACAUUGUAUGUCCUAGUCGCUGGAUAUCCUUCGGAACGCCUCCAAGAUGCGUUCAAUAUCUUGCUGGAUCCAAAACGAAAAACUUUGAAGACGUUGCCCAACAUGCCAGCCAACAUGCCCGACUCCUAUUACGAUAUGCUGGAUGGCUUAUUGACUCACAACUGGAGAAAUCGAAAGACUGCAGGCGAAACACUAAAGUGUGAUUUCGUUCUCUUUCAUCAAGAUUUGGAAGCCGAGCACAAAGAUGAUACGGCAGAAUUGACCAUACAACACAAACGACAAGAGAGAAUACAGAAAACAACUUCGAUGCGUCUACCUGGUACUGUGAAACGUCACACUAUCUUUUUGGACUUCAAGAGUUUCGAACGGUCACUGACGACGGUACUAGCAACUAUAUUGGACCGUACUGAACUCCACUUGCUGAUUGCUCUUUUCGACGAAAAGGUCGGGGGGGAGAUUGACCCACAGCUACGUGUCAUCAAGGUGCAAGCCUUGAAAGACUUGGUCGAGCAGGAACUUGAAAGCCCGAAAUGCGUGGCUGCAAUCAACAAGUUGAAGGACGCGCAAAAGUACGACAACUUUGCAUAUAACACAAGUUUGUGCAAAAUUUUUGAUGAUACCUGCGGCGAAGACCCAGGGAUGAUUGGAGGUGGCUCGGAAAAGGGGAUACAGAGCGAUCGACCGCAGAGGAUAUUCCGAAGAAGUCAUUCUGAUGUUGAAGACCCUUUUAGCAAUAGUGAGAGAGCUAGCAGCGAUAGGGGAGUAUUCCUACGCAAAAACAAGUCUGUAUUUUUAUAA